AUUGGUCAGGACGGAUUGAGUAAACCAGUUCGUGAUGAACGUAGCCCUUUGGUCUCUGUGGCCGACACUCCAGAGCAACAUGAAGACCACCGGGUCGACGCCAGCGGCGAACGGGAAUUUGGUGGUGCGGUGGGAGUAAGUUGUAUGAUGAUCGGCUUCCCUCUUCUCAUGUACUACAUGUGGAUUGGCGCGACUUUCUACUCUGGACACUUGCCUUCGCGCUCUCCUGAACAAUCUUGGAGUGCUUUCUUCCAUCAUCUCUGGACUCUGUGCUAUGAGCACGCUUUCCCUCAUGCCAAAGCCUGGACCAUCUACUGGACUUUUCUGAUAUUCGAGGGAGCUUGUUAUCUGUAUAUGCCUGGUGUCUAUGGCAAAGGCAAAAGAUUGCCGAGCUUGAACGGCAAGCAAUUGGAAUACUAUUGCUCUGCUGUGUGGAGUUGGUACACGACCAUCAUUCUUGCGAUCAUCCUCCACGUCUCUGGUCUCUUCCCCCUGUACACAAUCAUUGAUGAGUUUGGCUCCAUCAUGAGUGUAGCCAUCAUUUUCGGUUUCUUGGUCUCCAUCAUUGCAUAUUGGUCUGCUUUGGCUAGAGGAGCCCAACACCGUAUGACAGGCUCCCCCAUCUAUGACUUCUUCAUGGGUGCAGAGUUGAAUCCCAGACUAUUCACCUGGUUGGACUUUAAGAUGUUCUUCGAGGUCAGGAUUCCUUGGUAUAUUCUCUUCUUGACUACACUUGGUGCUUGCGCGAGACAAUACGAAAACUAUGGCUAUGUGUCUGGGGAGGCUUGGUUCUUGCUGAUGGCGCAUUUCUUGUAUGCGAAUGCGUGUUCCAAAGGCGAGGAGUUGAUCAUCACAAGUUGGGACAUGUAUUUUGAGAAAUGGGGCUUCAUGCUCAUCUUCUGGAACCUCGCUGGCGUACCUUUAUCCUACUGUCACUGCACUUUAUAUAUCGCUAACCACGACCCAUCCGAGUACCACUGGAACCCUUAUCUCUUGACUCUGCUAUUUGUUACUUAUCUCUUUGUGUACUGGAUCUGGGAUACCGCCAAUUCACAAAAGAACAUGUUCAGAGCGCAAGAAAGAGGCGUUGCACUGAACAGAAAAACGUUCCCGCAGUUGCCCUGGAAAGCAGUCGAAAAUCCUGUGAGCAUCAAGACGAGGACAGGUGAUUCAAUCCUGUGUGACGGGUGGUAUGGCAAAGCUCGCAAGAUCCAUUACACCUGCGAUCUCUUNUUUGCUCUUUCGUGGGGCGCCAUUACGGGUUUCAAUUCGCCGUUCCCUUGGUUCUACCCCGUCUUCUUUGCUUGCAUGAUUGUGCACAGAGCAAUCAGAGAUAUACAAAAGUGCAGGGCAAAGUAUGGGGAUGCAUGGUCGGAAUAUGAGAAGAGGGUUCCUUGGCUGUUCAUCCCCGCUCCACUCAUCAUGUCAGACUCAGUAAAUAAUCCACAAAUCGUCCUACGGGAAGCCAGGGACGCAAUGAUGGACUUCUACAUUCUUCUCGGUCGAAUGCCUCAUAUGAAGCCAGAGUGUUUGCGGGUCCCUCCUGCGCAAGGCUGGUCUGGCAGUUAUGCUGAAGAUAUGAAGAAACAAGGCUGGUCAGAUGAAGCUGCAGAAUUCACUCGCCAUCUCCCUUUCUUGGCGCCUGGAUUGUAUGGUGCCGAACAUGCUUGGAUUACCUCGAGUUCGACCGCAGUGCCUUUCAAUCAACCAAUAAAUGACUUUUAUCUCUCACGCACUUCAGACGCAGAUCAACCAAAGCCGCCCUAUCUACCACCCCACGUCAUCUACAUAGGUCAAGGCUACAACGCAGCAACGCACUACCUCUUACUAGACACACAGCUGGGGAACAUCACUAGCUACCCCAACUACGGCGGCGACUUCCCACCGCCAAACUUGACCUUUGAGGAAUACGAAGCCCUUGGGCCAGAGCAGAAAUGGAAAGCUCAUCCCACUUUGCCAGUCAAGGCGUUUUUCGAAAAAGAGGCUGUUCGUUUGAGGUGUUUGGUGUACAUGCCUAUGCCUUGCCGUGGCAGAGACCCCAGUUUUCACUUUCGCGCUGAAUGGCCUGUGGAGGAAGAAGCAUUGCUUGCAGUCGAAGAUGAAUUCGAUGCUGAUCAUGAAGUCGAUGACGACUACCUGGAAAACCAAAACGACAAUGAGCAGGAUGCAAUGGACUUGGAAGACUUGAGAUUAAGCGAUGACGAGGGCAUGGAGGAAGACGCGGCGGAAGACGAAAUCCCCGCCGACGAGAUGGAAUGGCUGCGCCACGAUGCAGAGAAAGCCGAGUAUCAGCCCGCUCCGCCUCUGAAGAGGCCAGAACUCAAGCCAUUGCCAGAAAAGACACAGAAAGUCUAUGAAGUGUACAAGCGAAAUGGAUGGCCACACGAUCAUUUCACUGUCGAAAAGUGUCGAACAGAGCUUACAGCGCUGCAAGACGAAUGGGACAGAGCGCAAAAGGCAGAAUCAGACGCAAAAAGUCAGAAGAAGAAAGAGGACUUCAUGAAGAGAUUGACCCCAGAGCAACUCAAGAUGAUCGAGGAAAGGAAGAGAUUGGCCGAACAGCAGAGC
Messenger RNA from Aureobasidium uvarum, 2568 nucleotides. The record is from the annotation of a GenBank genome assembly. Lineage: Eukaryota; Fungi; Ascomycota; Dothideomycetes; Dothideales; Saccotheciaceae.